GGUGCCCCCCGGUGCCCCGGAGCCCAUCCAUGGCCGGCCGAGCCCCCGCCUCCGCCCCCGCCGUGAGCCCUGCGCUGCGCUCCGCGCUCUUCGUGCUCAACCUCCUCGGCUGGGUGGUCUCGCUGGGGCUGGUGGCCGUGGGGCUCUACGCGCGGCUGCUGAAGCAGGCGGAGGCGGCGGUGGCGUGCCUGGCCCUGGACCCCGCGCUGCUGCUGCUGCUGCUCGGCGUCCUCGUCUUCCUCGUCACCUUCUGCGGCUGCGUCGGUGCCCUGCGGGAGAACAUCUGCCUGCUGCAGGCGUUCUCCAUCUGCCUGACCGUCAUCUUCCUCCUGCAGCUGGCAGCCGGCGCGCUGGGCUUCGUCUUCUCUGACGGGGCGCGCGGGAGGGUGAGCGAGGUGAUCAACGCGGCCAUCGUGCACUACCGGGACGACCCCGACCUGCAGAACCUCAUCGACUUUGGGCAGAAGGAGUUCCGCUGCUGCGGCGGCGUCUCCUACAGGGACUGGUCCCGGAACGUCUACUUCAACUGCUCCGCCGCCAACCCCAGCCGCGAGCGCUGCUCCGUGCCCUUCUCCUGCUGCCUGCACGACCCCGGCAAGGGCGUCAUCAACACCAUGUGCGGGCAGGGCGCGCAGGCCAGGAGCUACGCGGAGGCCAGCGCCUCCAUCCACCCGUCGGGCUGCAUCGCCGAGCUGGCCGGCUGGCUGCACCGCAACCUGGUGCUGCUGGGGGGCAUCGCCCUGGCGCUGGCCCUCCCCCAGCUGGUGGGCAUCGUGCUGGCCCGGGUGCUCCUCAGGCAGGUGAAGGACCAGGUCCAGCGGCACCACCGCGCCGAGCCCUGGCGCUGAGCCGCCGCGAGGCCACCGCUGCCACCGGUGUGUCCCCUGGGGAUGGGGAUGGGGACGGGGACGGUGGCGGCGGUGACGUUUGGUGGCUCCUCGGUCACCUGCGGGAAGAGCCGGUGGUGCUUGGAGAGAGGACGGAGCCACGUGGGGGGGGGAGGCUAGGGGAUGCUGGGAGACAUCUGGGGACAUCGGGGGACAAUUGGGGACACCGGGGAACACCUGGGGACAUCAGAGACAUUUGGGGACACCGGGGGAUGCUUGGGGACAUCAGGGGACACCUGGGGGACACUUGGGGAUGCCUGAGGACAUUGGGAGACACUGGGGGACAUUGGGGGGGGCCUGGGGACACCGGGGGAGGCCUGGGGACACUGGGGGACACUUGAGGACAUCGGGGAUGUUUGGGGACACCAGGGGAUG
This is a messenger RNA of Cygnus olor (mute swan), 1262 nucleotides long. It is a transcript of the gene TSPAN33, whose product is annotated as tetraspanin 33. Gene Ontology annotation, cellular component: membrane. The transcript has 7 exons. The record is from RefSeq and is a predicted model, not a curated record. The coding region runs from base 30 to 848 and encodes 272 amino acids. Lineage: Eukaryota; Metazoa; Chordata; Aves; Anseriformes; Anatidae.